AUGCCACAUGAAAGCAACUUCCCAAUUUCCGCGGAAAUAGAUGGUUCAACUUUGAAGCAGGUCCAGAAGAAGACAGAGCUUCACGCAGAGAUGAACUCCCCAACCAAGGAAAAACCGACCGCGAAGAGUUUCCAUCAUCGAUUCAGCGUCGAAGGGCUGGCAUUGGCACCAACUCCCUUGAAAGACACCGCAAAAGCGUUCGACUUUGAAAACAUUAUCCCGAUGUCAAAUGGCCGACCUGCGCCCGAAUUUCUACCAUGGAAAGAAUUAUCGAUGAAUGUCACCAAAUGUGACACAGGCACAAUGUCCUGUAUGAAAGGGGAAGAUGCUUUUGAUUUGGCGGAGGCGAUGGAUUACAGUCUUUCUGCAGGCAAUCCUAAGCUGGUGAACUUCUUCACUGAGCAUGUCAAUUUAACUCAUAGCCCGCCGUACCGGGACAGGCAAACUUGCCUCUCGAUUGGAAGUACCUCAGCCAUCGAAAGGGCCCUGCGAAUAUUUUGUGACCGGGGCGAUUCUGUCUUGGUCGAGCAGUAUACAUACCCCGGGGUCACGACUGCCACAGAUGCUCUAGGUAUCAAUCUGAUUGGCAUUAAAAUGGACGACGAAGGGCUUGAUCCAAUUGACCUCGAUGCAAAGUUAAACUCUUGGGAUGCUCAGUCGGGUAAGAAGCCAUUUAUUCUAUACAUGGUGCCAUGCGGACAGAAUCCCACUGGAGUCACUCAGAGCCUCCGGCGGAGAAGGGCCAUCUACCAGCUCGCCGAAAAGCAUGAUCUAUAUAUUAUAGAGGAUGACCCGUAUUAUUUUAUCCAACUUGAGAUUCUUCUUGAGAAUGAUGCAGAGGGGACAGCUUAUCAGAGGAGCCUACCAGCCUCUUACCUAUCAUUGGAUGUCUUCGGUCGAGUUCUGCGUCUAGAUUCCGCCUCUAAGAUUCUAGCUCCAGGGCUGAGACUGGGAUGGGUUACUGGCUGUGCACAGGUCAUCGAGAAAUUUACCGAGCAGGCUGACAUGAGCACGUUGGCUCCGUCCGGCCCAUCACAAAUUCUGGUUCACAAGCUUCUCUGUGAGAAAUGGGCUCAUUUUGGAUUUGCAAAGUACUUGAAAGAUCUUUCUCUGCAAUAUCAACAACGGAGAGAUAUAAUGACUGCUGCAUGUGUUGAGCAUCUUCCAUCAAGUCUCUGCAAAUGGUCUAUUCCAUCCUCUGGAAUGUUCCUGUGGAUCAAAAUUCUUUCGACGCAUGUUCUCCCUCAAUCCUUUGCAGAUAUCGAGGAAAGAGUAAGCGAGGAAUUAGAAGAGAAAGGAGUUUUAAUCGGAAGGGGAAGCUGGUUCUGGGCCGGUUCUGGGAGUACAGAGGAACUCUGCUUUCGAUUGACUUUCGCGGCAGCCCCUCCAAGAAGGUUUGAGGAGGGGAUUCGUACGUUUGCUCAAGUUCUCAGAAAAAUCUUUGCAGUGAGUGAAUAG
Penicillium macrosclerotiorum is the source of this 1458-nucleotide messenger RNA. RefSeq names its product aminotransferase-like domain-containing protein. The transcript has a single exon. Bases 1 to 1458 code for a protein of 485 amino acids. Gene Ontology annotation, molecular function: aromatic-amino-acid:2-oxoglutarate transaminase activity; pyridoxal phosphate binding; L-2-aminoadipate:2-oxoglutarate transaminase activity. The record is from RefSeq and is a predicted model, not a curated record. NCBI's taxonomy places the organism in Eukaryota, Fungi, Ascomycota, Eurotiomycetes, Eurotiales, Aspergillaceae. Gene Ontology annotation, biological process: L-tyrosine biosynthetic process; aromatic amino acid catabolic process.